AUGAGAGCAAAUUCUGUUCUCUUUACUCCUCUUCAAUGCGGUCCAAUGCUUUUGAAAAACCGCUUCAUGAGAUCUCCAACAUGGGAGGGCCUUUGUGAUGAUAAUGGUUUUCCAACAAAGAAGCUCCUUGAUAUGAUGGUAAAUCUUGCAAAAGGAGGAACAGGUUUGAUCAUUCCUGGAUACAUGUAUCCAAUUGCUCAUGGCAAGGCAGCACCUCGUCAAGCAGGUAUAUUAUCAAAACAACAUGCCGAAGCUUGGAAAUCAACAAUCGAGAAAAUUCAUAGUUACGGAGCGAAAAUCGUCUUCCAAAUCGGUCAUGGUGGAAUUAGAUGCAAUCCAACUUUAAUUGGCCGCGAACCAAUUGGUUGCUCACCACUUUUACCAAAUUUAGUCGGGAGGUGA
Molecule: messenger RNA, 402 nt
Organism: Trichomonas vaginalis G3
Lineage: Eukaryota; Parabasalia; Trichomonadida; Trichomonadidae
Product: FMN binding
Exons: 1
Coding region: 1-402 (133 amino acids)
Molecular function (GO): FMN binding; oxidoreductase activity
Source: RefSeq, a predicted model, not a curated record